Zychaea mexicana is the source of this 450-nucleotide messenger RNA. Its product is annotated as ubiquitin-conjugating enzyme E2. The record is from RefSeq and is a predicted model, not a curated record. NCBI's taxonomy places the organism in Eukaryota, Fungi, Mucoromycota, Mucoromycetes, Mucorales, Lichtheimiaceae. The transcript is spliced from 7 exons. Bases 1 to 450 code for a protein of 149 amino acids.
AUGGCUCUAAAGCGCAUUCAGCGAGAACUCGGAGACCUAACCAAGAAUCCACCUCCAGGCAUUAGCGCUGGUCCUGUCAACGAUGACUUGUUUAAGUGGGAAGGCUCAAUAGCAGGUCCAGUUGACAGCCCUUACAAGGGGGGUACGUUCAAGCUUGAUAUAAAUUUCACUGCGGAUUACCCAUUUAAACCGCCCACUGUCAAGUUUAUCACAAAGGUCUAUCAUCCCAACAUCGAUGACGACGGCUCAAUCUGCGUUGAUUUGCUUAAAGCGGAUGUAUGGAAGCCAGCCACACGCGUUUCGCAGGUUCUCCAAGCAAUUUCCAUGCUGUUGGAGCAUCCCAAUCCGGAUGAUGCAUUGGUGGGCUCCAUUGCCGAAGUUUACAAUACCAAUCGUGCCAAGUACAAUAAAACGGCAAAGGACUACACGAAAAAGCACGCCAUGGCAUAA